Elephantulus edwardii (Cape elephant shrew) is the source of this 1398-nucleotide messenger RNA. RefSeq names its product FERM domain containing 8 (gene FRMD8). Lineage: Eukaryota; Metazoa; Chordata; Mammalia; Macroscelidea; Macroscelididae. The record is from RefSeq and is a predicted model, not a curated record. Gene Ontology annotation, biological process: negative regulation of canonical Wnt signaling pathway. Gene Ontology annotation, cellular component: cytoskeleton; plasma membrane. The transcript is spliced from 10 exons. The coding region runs from base 1 to 1398 and encodes 465 amino acids.
AUGGACAGGACAGAAGGCAGUGCUGGACAGGCCGCCCCUGCAGAGCGGUCCCACCGAAGCAGCGUGUCCUCCAUGGGAGCCCGAGGAGCUGAUGUACUGGUGUACCUGGCGGAUGACGCGGUGCUGCCCCUGGCUGUAGAGAACCUGCCCUCGCUCAGCGCCCACGAGCUGCACCGCAUAGUCCGAGAAGUCCUGCGGCUUCCAGACAUGGCCCUGGACGUCUUCGCGCUCUGGCUUGUGUCCCCUUUGCUCGAGGUGCAGCUCAAGCCCAAGCACCAGCCCUACAAACUGGGCCGCCAGUGGCCGGAGCUGCUGCUGCGCUUCACUGAUGCCCCGGAUGAAGAUGUGGCCAUGGACGAGCCCUCCCUGCAGUUCCGGAGGAAUGUGUUCUUCCCCAAGCGGCAGGAGCUGCAGAUCUGUGAUGCGGAGAUCUUGCGGCUACUGUAUGAAGAGGCCAAGAGCAACGUGCUGACCGCAAGGUACCCAUGCGAUGAGGAGGACUGUGAGGCCCUGGGCGCCCUGGUGUGCCGGGUGCAGCUUGGACCCUACCAGCCCGGGCACUCUGCUGCCUACAGCCUGAGGGAGAAACUGGACUCCUUCCUCCCCGCCCACCUCUGUAAGCGGGGCCAUGGCCUCUUUGCAGCCCUCCGGGGCCGUGGGGCCAAGGCUGGGACUGGCGAGCAGGGCUUGCUGAACGCCUACCGAGAGGUGAAGGACGUGGUUGGCAGUGACAGCGAGUGGGAGUCCUCCCUGAGUGCCCACUACCGCUCCUACCUCCUCAAGUGCCACGAGCUGCCCUUCUACGGGUGCGCCUUCUUCCAUGGUGAGAUUGACAAGCCAGCCCAGGGCUUUUUGCACCGAGGUGGUCGCAAGCCAGUGUCUGUGGCCAUCAGCCUGGAGGGCGUGCACGUCAUCGACAUCCGGGAGAAGCACGUUCUGCUGGGCCUGCGCUUCCAGGAACUUUCGUGGGACCACACCUCCCCCGAGGAAGAGGAGUCUGUGCUGUGGCUGGAGUUCGAUGGGGAGAGUGAGGGCACCCCAGUCAACAAGCUCCUCAAGAUCUACUCCAAGCAGGCUGAGCUGAUGAGCGGCCUCAUUGAGUACUGCAUUGAGCUGAACCAGGCCGAGGAGCCCACUGCCCCCCAGGACAGCGGGCCUGGCCCCACUACAGUCCCAGGCUCUAUGCCACCACCGACCCAGCGCCCCAAGCUGCGGCGACAGGGCAGUGUGGUCUGCAGCCGGCUUCAGCACCUUUCCACCAUUGACUACGUGGACGAUGGCAAGGAGAUCAAGCGAGUGAAGCCAAAGCGCACCACAUCCUUCUUCAGCCGGCAGCUCUCAGUGGGCCAGGGGAGCUACAGGGUGGUGCAGCCCCCCAACAGCCUGGAGCAGGGCUGA